Messenger RNA from Lasiodiplodia theobromae, 453 nucleotides. RefSeq lists its product as uncharacterized. Bases 1 to 453 code for a protein of 150 amino acids. Gene Ontology annotation, molecular function: calcium ion binding. The record is from RefSeq and is a predicted model, not a curated record. Lineage: Eukaryota; Fungi; Ascomycota; Dothideomycetes; Botryosphaeriales; Botryosphaeriaceae. The transcript is spliced from 3 exons.
AUGCGUUAUUCAGCCAUCUUUGCUGCCGCUUCUGCCCUCCUCCCCUUGGUCAGCGCCGACUGCUGUAGUGCCGGCAAGUGUCUGCAACAAAUGGGAUGGGAUGACGAAGGGUGGUGCGCCAAGUGGGCAUGUGACGAUGACACGCAGGGUACCCCCUGCUGCGGCUAUGGCAGCUGCAACAUCUUCUGUUGCAACUGCGACGGCGGAUGCCGCCGAGCUGGAGGCGCGCCAGCUGGACGCAGAAGCGACAUGUCCCCCAGAGACCCUGAAUCAAAUGGCUCCGACGAAGCCUUUGCUGCUGCCGAUACUGAUAAGUCUGGAAACAUCACCUUGCAAGAGUACACCAACUACAUGAACGUUGGCAGUGAUUCCGUGAGCCACAUCGCCUGGUUCCUGAAGCACGACAAGAACGACGACGGCGUCAUUACCCCGGAUGAAGUGUCGCGUGGUUAG